AUGGUACAGGUUCUGGUUGAUCCCGCCUCGCCCAUGUCCCACGGACAUGUCACGCGAUUCGAGAAUGCGGAAUACUACAAGACUUCCCAUGGAGGGCACGAGUCCAUGUCUCGGGAGGAGCACGCUCGGCGUAUGAAGGAGUUGCUGGCCAAGAGGUCGAAGAGGGCACCACGCCGUGGCUGGACCAUGCUGGACUACCCAAGCACACAGGCCGAUCAAGCGCCUACACCCCACGCGACAUACUUCCACUCCCAAGUCUCCAUCCCAGAGAACAGCGUCGUUGUCUCGAGACCAGCCACGCCAGCGGCCACACCAAUCAUCGAGGACGACUCGGUCCAGCUGGUACAGCGACCAAAGCUUCCGCCGCCUCGCCGGUCGUACUCAGUCACGGACAGGGAGCCUCUGCCGGCGAAUCUCCCCAAGCCUUCACACCGCCUACACCUUCUCGAUCUUCCCUCGGAACUCCACUACAACAUUGUCGACUUCCUCGACCCUAUUGACAGCGCCUGCUUUGGCCUUGCCCACCCAGCCCUUUACGACAUUCACCGUCGGAAGCACGGCAAGAUCCGCCUGUCCGCUCGCUAUCAAGGACCCAAUGACAUGGAGUGGGCAUGGCGCGGUGCUGGCUCCCUCAAGCGCGCCGAGACGACCAAUCUCACAAGCGAGAGCGAGCUGGCGCACAUGCGCGUCCAGGGCCAGGUGUAUUGUCGCAAGUGUGGCGUCUCGCGGUGCGAGCUACACCGGCACCUCAAGUCAUGGAUGGGCGUGGACAAGGAGUACUGCAGCAUCAGGGAGACGUUUGGCAAGCCUGCCGGUGAAGAUGCGAAGCCGUACUGCUACCUGAGCUCGCCCAAGAACCCGCACCGCUGCGGCCGCCACGGCGGGAAGAAGUUUGCUUGA
This is a messenger RNA of Emericellopsis cladophorae, 900 nucleotides long. RefSeq lists its product as uncharacterized. NCBI's taxonomy places the organism in Eukaryota, Fungi, Ascomycota, Sordariomycetes, Hypocreales, Bionectriaceae. The transcript has a single exon. The record is from RefSeq and is a predicted model, not a curated record. Bases 1 to 900 code for a protein of 299 amino acids.